Nicotiana tabacum (common tobacco) is the source of this 705-nucleotide messenger RNA. NCBI's taxonomy places the organism in Eukaryota, Viridiplantae, Streptophyta, Magnoliopsida, Solanales, Solanaceae. The record is from RefSeq and is a predicted model, not a curated record.
AUGGUAAAAAAGAAAAAUGGGAAAUGGCGGAUAUGCGUAGAUUUCACGGACUUGAACAAAGCUUGCCCGAAGAAUUCGUUCCCGUUACCACAUAUCGACCAACUCAUCGACGCAACGGCCGGGCACGAGUUGUUGAGUUUUUUAGAUGCGUACUCAGGCUAUAACCAGAUACUUAUGGAAGAAGAGGACCAAGAUAAAACCACAUUUAUCACUUACCGAGGAACAUAUUGCUAUAGGGUCAUGCCAUUUGGGCUGAAGAAUGCAGGGGCUACAUAUCAAAGAUUGGUCACGAAAAUGUUUAAAGAUCAUCUCAGAAAGACCAUGGAAGUAUAUAUCGACGACAUGCUGGUCAAAUCCGUAAAGGCAGAGGACUAUAUCAACCAUUUAAAGGAAGCUUUCGACAUACUAAAACUGUGCGAAAUGAAACUAAACCCGGAAAAAUGCAUGUUUGGCGCAACCUAUGGGAAAUUAUUGGGCUUCUUAGUAUCACAACGGGGAAUUGAGGUCAAACCAGACCAAAUCAAAGCCAUCGAAGGGAUACCGGAGCUCUUAACUACCAAGAGGCAAGUCCAAAGGUUCACUGGUCGAAUCAUCGCCCUAUCGAGGUUCAUCUCGUGGUCGUGUGACAGAUGCCACAAAUUUUUCGGCGUACUCAAAAAGGACAAUGACCUCGAGUGGACACCCGAGUGCGUACAAGCUCUAUGA